GUGAACUAAGAACGUACUGAUAAAACAGUAUAAAAAGUCGACAUUCCGACAGAGAUGUACUAUAAAACAAUUUUUAAAAAAUACACCAUGAUGAUUGUGGUAUUUCUAGCGUUUGUUGCUGGUGCAUUUGCUCUGCAAGAUUGCCCAACCAACUCGCACUAUGAGGCUUGCGGGACAGCCUGUCCCCUGACAUGCGACAACUACAAAAAUCCACCCAAAUUCUGUGUCCUCAUGUGCAAUCCUGGAUGUCACUGUGAUCCAGGAUACGUCAAAGCAGAGGAUGGAUCUUGCGUUAUGCCUGAAAAUUGCCCAAGCAGAGCACCAGAAGUGUGUGGAGAAAAUGAGCGCUACACUGGUUGCGGUACCGCAUGUCCCUUGACUUGCGAUAACUACGACAACCCACCCAAAAUCUGUCCCGCCAUGUGCAGGAUCGGAUGCGAGUGCGAGAAAGGAUUCAUCAGAAGUCCCGAUGGAAGAUGCGUCCGACCAGAGGAAUGCCCUAACAGAAGCCAGGAAAAGAACUGUGAAGAUGAGCCCGAACCUGGAUUGUGCUUUGCGUAUAUCCCGUCUUUCUAUUACGAUAAGGAAAGUAACACUUGCAAGAUAUUCAUUUACGGAGGUUGCGGAGGUAACGGAAACAGGUACUUGAGAGAAGCUGAGUGCUUGGCAAAGUGUGCUAAAUCUUCUUCCGUGUCCGCUUGCGAUCAGCCAAAGGUGCCUGGUCCAUGCAGGGCUCUCUUCCACAGAUAUUUUUUCAACCAGGAAACUGGGCGGUGUGAGAAAUUCAUCUAUGGUGGAUGCAGAGGAAACGAAAACAACUUCCUCACUCAGAAGGACUGCGAAGCCAUGUGUAUGAGCUAAAAGUUAAAACAUUUAUGAGAAUAUAAGCCACUUGAAGGAUUAUCAAGAGAAAAGCAGUUUAUGUAGUGAUAAUGCAAAUGAUUUGUUAUGUGAAUAAAUCAUGAAAUUUCUUAGUA
Messenger RNA from Argiope bruennichi, 977 nucleotides. RefSeq names its product carboxypeptidase inhibitor SmCI-like. The transcript is spliced from 6 exons. Lineage: Eukaryota; Metazoa; Arthropoda; Arachnida; Araneae; Araneidae. The record is from RefSeq and is a predicted model, not a curated record. Bases 55 to 861 code for a protein of 268 amino acids. Gene Ontology annotation, molecular function: serine-type endopeptidase inhibitor activity.